UUUAUAUUACGGAGUAUUGUUACAGGAGGGAGUGUUCGCUGUUCCUAGAUUGUUUUGUAGCGCUAUUAUAUCUUCUGAUUGGUUUCAACAUGGUGGAGUCUAUGCCUUCAUUACCGGGUGUUGUGUCGGAUUGCUGAUUGCUGUGUUUAUUCUGAUGUUAUGGGAGUUUUGUGCGAGGAGAGGUUGGACCGUGUCCUAUAGUUACUGCGUGUCUAUGAUGAUCGACGUUUGCUCUGAUAAUUCCUUUAUACAUGCAGUACAGGGUGUUUUUCGGAUAAUCUUUACCUGUGUAAGUUUUAAGAUGUGCAGAGGGAAGAAAUUUGAGGUAGUUGUUGACAAAGGUGAGGGUUCAAGCAAGAUGUAUCCUGAUCCUAAAGGGACUGCAGAAACUCCGAGAAAGAGGGUAAAGAUAAAGAGAAGAGUUUUGGAUUUGGGGUCGAAUGUUGAAGAGAACUUAACUGAGACUGGUUCAGCACCCUAUCUACGGUCUGGAGAUCCUGAGCUUCCUCCCUAUACGAAUUAUGAUCCUCUGCAGGGCGUCAGUUUUAGCUAUCCUGGUGUCUCUCAUUCUCUUAAUUUGCCAGAGAUAAGAAGAAUAGAUGAGAGCAUUCGUCUUCAUGUGCCACAACCUGGAGUAUUCGUACAGAAUGGAACAAACCUAGCAGGUGCUGGACCGAGGGUUGAGGUUGGACAUGAAAACAGUGCUAGGAUUGAGGGAGGAGCAGAUUCCGCAGGAGGGGUUAGAUCAAGAUACAAUACUGGAGAGCACGGACAAGAUCAGUUUACAACACCAACAGGACGUAUGAGUGAGAGAAGUCCGGCUGUCCAGAAGUUCUUGAAUGUUUUGAGAAAACCUCCAGUCCAGGGUGAGGAUGAAAAGAAUAGAGUGUUGGAAAGGACUGUGACUGUAAAUACUCCUGCUAUUGAUGAGGAGGCAACAGAUGAUGAGGAGUUUAGUCAAGGUUUCGAGGGUCAAGAUGGGGGGUUAACUACUCUCCGUCGGUCUCAGAGAGAUCGUAAGGCUCCUGACUAUUUUGUACACCAGGAAUUGACGUUGAUAAAUAUGUUUCUUUUUAGGGUUGGUAUGCAUUGGUUUGAUUUUUUAAUAGAUGAUUGUUUGAUUGUUUUGAUGUAUGAGUUGAUUACAAAUGAUUUGAUUAAGAUAUUGGUAGUUUUUGAAUUAAAAUUAAGUAACAACGCAAUUUUAAGUGAGAAAUUAAUCAUAAAAUCAUUUUUUAAUAAAAAAAGUUGCUUUUCUUUCAGAAUUUAAAGUAGUAAAUGAUGAGAUAUGGAUUUGAUGGAUGUUUGUUUGAAUUAGUUUUAAGUUUCGGAUGAAACGGGACACUGUCUGAUGUUGAUCAUAGGUUGGAUGGUGUACCUGCAGUAAUUGAGGCAUGAUCUGGUUACUUGCUGGAUACUUAGUUGAGUGGAGAUAAAGAGGAAACACUUUUCUUAGUGAUAUGAACUUAAGAUGAGGCAACAGGUUUGGUUUAGACAGAGGCAGAGUUUGCAUGCUAUCUUCAAUUUCAGCAUUUGUUGCUCUGUAGGAGAGACGUUUUCCCAUGUAUGCUAGAAGAUCUGAUCCUUGGCUGGAGCAUAGCGGGGCCAGGAGAAUUAUCGCAAUCCUUGAUGUACCUGAAACAAGAGGUUGUAAAGCAGAUGUGUGUGACAGUUUGAGAUGGUCGAAAGAAACAAACGGGGUUAGAGAAUUUAAAAUUUAACAUUUUGGAUUGUUUUGUUCAAAUGGAGAAGAAAAUUGAAAAUUAGAUUUGAGGAUAAUUAUGGUUAAUUGCAGUAAUUAUUUAGAAAAAUGCAAAAAUGAAAAGCAGUCGAUUUAUCGAUUUUCGUAAAUUAAAAUGAGAUUUUAUGUAAAGGGAUUGAAGUUUUAAUUGGCUUAGUUUCUGAG
Messenger RNA from Eurytemora carolleeae, 1906 nucleotides. RefSeq lists its product as uncharacterized. Lineage: Eukaryota; Metazoa; Arthropoda; Copepoda; Calanoida; Temoridae. The transcript is spliced from 10 exons. The annotation marks the transcript as partial. The record is from RefSeq and is a predicted model, not a curated record.